GAUCAGAAAGAUUCGAUCCAAUUGAUUCGGCCGUAGCAAGAUAAUCCAGAUUUCUAUCAACACUGUCUCUUCUAAAUAGUCAGGAUUUGAAGCUUUUUUUUUACUUACCCUCGAUCUUUUACCCAGAGCUACAAAUGGCGGCGAUGUCUUCUCCAUCCUCCCAUGAAACCCUAAUUCACAUUGUUUUUGUUCCCUUGUUAUCCCCAGGCCAUUUCAUCCCCAUGAUAGAUCUGGCUAAGCUCAUAGCUACGCGUCCUGGCGUUAAAGCCACCAUCUUCAUCACUCCCACUAUUGCAGCCAGAUACAACCAAUCGUCGGAAUCCGAUUCAAUCCCCAUCAGUUUCGUCCAAAUACCUUUUCCGACCGACGAAUUUGGCCUGCCGGAAGGCUGCGAAACAGCAGACACACUCCCGUCGGGACAAUUGGGCAAGUACGGUUCUGCACUCAUGGUAUGGCAGACUUCAGUUGAGCAUUUCAUCGAAAAGAUGGAGCCUUUUCCAACUUGCAUGAUAUCCGACAGGUUUAUUCCUCAAAUUGCCGGAUUUGCAAACAGGUUAGGUCUUAAAAGAGUCAUCUUUGACGGAAUGGGUUGUUUAGGUCUUUUAGUUACUCAUCAAAUUGAAGUAUCUAAAAUUGAUCAAACUGUUGAAGAAUCAGAACCUUUUCUUGUUCCUGGUUUACCCCAUGAAAUUGAAUUAACAAGAAAACAGAUACCCAAUUUCAGUUUACAGGAAUCACCUUCAGUGAUAGAAUAUCAAAACAAAAUAAAAGAAGUUAAUCGACGAGCUUACGGGAUCUUAAUCAACAGCUUUGAAGAAUUAGAACCUGAUUACAUAAUGGAAUUGCGAAAAAUACACAAAAACAGAGCAUGGUGCGUUGGACCCUUAUCUUUGUUGAAAAAAGAAAAAGCAAUUGGAGGAAACAAAGCAGCAAUCGAAGAGCACGAAUGUCUUAAAUGGCUUAAUAAUCAAGACUCGGGCUCCGUUAUUUAUGUAUGUCUUGGAAGUCUGAGUAAAAUCGCUCCAUCGCAGAUGGCGGAGCUGGGCAUAGCCCUGCAGGCAUCCAACCGCCCCUUCAUCUGGGUAUUGAGGGCAACGGAGACGAAGGGGGAGAUAGAGAAAUGGAUGUCGGAAAACAAGUUCGAGGAAAUGACAAAUGGUAGAGGUCUUUUGGUAUGGGGAUGGGUGCCCCAAGUACUUAUUCUGUCUCAUAAGGCUGUUGGGGGAUUUCUUACUCAUUGCGGUUGGAAUUCGACUAUUGAAGGGAUAAGUUCGGGGGUUCCGAUGAUAACUUGGCCUCUUUUUGGGGAACAGUUUUUCAAUGAGAAGUUGAUUUCGCAGAUUUUAGGAUUUGGUGUGAGUGUUGGAGCAAAGAUAUCUAUUGGUAUUGCAACGGAACAAACAGAGGUGAAGGUGCUCAUAAAAAGUGAGGAGAUUUUGGAAGCGAUCGAGAAGGUGAUGGAUGGAGACGAUGGAGGAAUGGAGAGGAGGAAACGACUGAGGGAUAUGAGUGAGGCGGCGAAGAAAGCGACGGAAGAAGGUGGAUCUUCUUAUCAUAAUCUUACUCUAUUGCUUCAAGAUUUGAUCCUUUCAUAAUCUAUAUAAGAGUAGGAUGAAAUAAAAGUUUCCUUGCUUAUGAAAUAAAAGUGUUAAAAUCCUCGUAGAUGCAUUUGAAAAUUUUAAUUUGUUAUCAAAUAAAUUAUCAUAUAUAAGGA
This is a messenger RNA of Impatiens glandulifera, 1714 nucleotides long. RefSeq names its product UDP-glycosyltransferase 73C4-like. The coding region runs from base 135 to 1595 and encodes 486 amino acids. The transcript has a single exon. The record is from RefSeq and is a predicted model, not a curated record. Gene Ontology annotation, molecular function: UDP-glycosyltransferase activity. Lineage: Eukaryota; Viridiplantae; Streptophyta; Magnoliopsida; Ericales; Balsaminaceae.